GCUCCGCUCCUGCGGUUCCUAAACCCGAGUGGCGCCUGCGGGGAGCGCAGCGUCGGGCACCUCUUGGCCCGGGACAUUGGCGGCCCGUCUGGACCCCGGCCCCCAGAGACCCGGGCGGAAGACGGCGAGGACCCCGCCCGGUCCCUCCCGCGGGCAGGCGGGGCGGCCCCACAUCGGACUCCUCCCCCGCAGCCCGGCAGGGAUCCGUCGCCGCGCGCGGUUCCGCAGGUGGCAGCUAUGGCCCAGUCCUGAGCGCCCCGCCAUGGCCGGCGCCCCCAGCCUGCUGCGCCUGGCGCUCCUGCUGCUCGGGGCGGUGGGCAAGGCCGGCCCCCGCCCCCAGGGCGCCACGGUGUCCCUCUCAGAGACAGUGCAGAAAUGGCGAGAAUAUCGACGCCAGUGCCAGCGGUUCCUCGCGGAAGCACCACCUCUGGCCGCAGGCCUCUUCUGCAACCGAACCUUUGAUGACUACGCCUGCUGGCCAGAUGGGCCCCCAGGUUCCUUCGUGAAUGUCAGCUGCCCCUGGUACCUGCCCUGGGCCAGCAGUGUGCUCCAGGGCCAUGUGUACCGGUUCUGCACGGCUGAGGGCCUCUGGCUGCAGAAGGACAACUCCAGCCUGCCCUGGAGGGACCUGUCCGAGUGUGAAGAGUCCAAGCGAGGGGAGAGAAACUCCCCCGAGGAACAGCUCCUGUCUCUGUACAUUAUCUACACCGUGGGCUACGCACUUUCCUUCUCUGCCCUGGUCAUCGCCUCAGCCAUCCUUGUUGGCUUCAGACACUUGCACUGCACCCGGAACUACAUCCACCUGAACCUGUUUGCGUCCUUCAUCCUCCGAGCCCUGUCCGUCUUCAUCAAGGAUGCCGCCCUCAAGUGGAUGUACAGCACCGCCGCCCAGCAGCACCAGUGGGACGGACUCCUCUCGUAUCAGGACUCUCUAAGCUGCCGACUGGUGUUCCUGCUCAUGCAGUACUGCGUGGCGGCCAACUACUACUGGCUGCUGGUGGAGGGUGUGUACCUGUACACGCUGCUGGCCUUCUCAGUGUUCUCGGAGCAGCGCAUCUUCAAGCUGUACCUGAGCAUAGGCUGGGGUGUUCCUCUGCUGUUUGUUAUCCCCUGGGGCAUUGUCAAAUACCUCUAUGAGGAUGAGGGCUGCUGGACCAGGAACUCCAACAUGAACUACUGGCUCAUCAUUCGACUGCCCAUUCUCUUUGCUAUUGGGGUCAACUUUCUCAUCUUCAUCCGGGUCAUCUGCAUUGUGGUCUCCAAACUGAAGGCGAAUCUCAUGUGCAAAACUGACAUCAAAUGCAGACUUGCCAAGUCCACUCUGACGCUCAUCCCCCUCCUGGGGACACAUGAGGUCAUCUUUGCCUUUGUGAUGGACGAACAUGCCCGGGGGACCCUCCGCUUCAUCAAACUGUUCACAGAGCUCUCCUUCACUUCCUUCCAGGGCCUGAUGGUGGCCAUCUUGUACUGCUUUGUCAACAAUGAGGUCCAGAUGGAGUUUCGGAAGAGCUGGGAGCGCUGGAGGCUGGAGCACUGGAACAUCCAGAGGGACAGCAGCAUGAAGCCCCUCAAGUGUCCUACCAGCAGCAUAAGCAGCGGGGCCACCGUGGGCAGCAGCGUGUACGCAGCUACCUGCCAGGCUUCCUGCAGCUGAGCCCCAGCGCUGCCCCCCCCCCUCCCUGUGGUCCUUGCCGCUGGCUAGGUGGCCAUCCCAGGUGGGACUGACCCUCCCAGGGACAGGGACGGGGAAGGACAUAGGCACACCCACACCCUUAGCUUUCCUUCUCCAAACCUAUCAGACGGGCAAGUGGACAGUGCCUCCCGGGACCGUAGACACAUGUCCUCCAAGGAGAACAGCCUGCUAAUUUAAUCACCGUGGCAGGAAGAGAGGAAGAAAUGAUUGCUGCUAAAAUGAGGAGGACUCCUUCCUGUUAGAGCCACAGGGCCCUUGGGGUUCCCUCGGAACAGAACAGCAAAUCAACCCCGGACUCCUACUCAAGGGCAACUGUUGAUUAGUGGGAUUGGGGCUUGUGCGAGGGGGCAGUUCCGCGAGAGACCCGCCAUUCUGACCUCAGCCAGCGCAGAGCUUGGCAAGGUGAACGGCUGUGCUCUGUGCCUGCCUGGGCUUGCUACCUGCGUCAUCCUCCUCAUGAAAGAAGAGAGGCCUUCUCUGUGCGUCUGGGCUGCUGGCACUCCCUCGUCUGCCCGUUCAUCUCACCAAACUGUCUUUCCUUGUGGGGAGGGGGCGGUUGUUGGAGCUACGACCCGCGGCUCUUUCUGGAAGUGGCUGCGUGUGGUGCUGGGGAUAAGUACCAAGGGGAUGCUCAGAGGUCUCCGUUGCUGGUGCCCACUUCUCACUCAGCCUUUUAAGUCACUCGGCUCUCUCUCAGCUUCUGCUGUGCCUAGGGUACUAGGUCAAGUCCUACCGUGAGGAGCCCAGGCCUGGUGUAAAGAAGCUCAAAUGCCCUCUAAGGCUCAUCUGGAGACACUUCAGGAAUGUCCCCCUAGGGGCACUGAUGACGCUAAUCUAGAGGAGCAAGGGAUCCAUGGCCUCCAUACCUCCACCUUGUCUGUGACCAGGUUCCAUGUCUUGCAUGGGAAUUGGGGGUACCUCCUCUGAUGCUCCUGAUGCUACCAUGGUGGUGGGCUCCCCUGCCUUUGAAAUCCUCCCACUUUGAACACACACACACACACACACACACACACACACACACACACACUUCAUCCUUUUUCCUUUAUUGCAGUGGCUGUUAUGUCUAUACAAACAUAUAUAUCUGAUUUCUCCCACCCAAUGGAAGAACUAAAUUGUGGCUGUUGUUACGUUUGAGGGGAGUGGGGGAAGUGAUUGAUUUUAUCCCCCCAGACUCCUUCCACACAUGAUGAGUAGAGAUAGGGCAGGAUGGGGACAAUCCAUCACUCCUACCCCGAGCCACAGGGCAGGAUGGGGGAUGAUCUAUCACUCCUACCCCCAGCCACAGGACAGGAUGGGAGACUAUCUAUCACUCCUGCCCUCAGCCACCAUGAGAAAGCCAUCAAGGGACAGCUCUGCAGAGACCCAAAUCCAAGGACAGCCUCCCUGGGAAAGUAGACAAUGAGUUCACAGAGGCCAAGGAAGGUUCCAGGGCUGGAAAGAAUCCUAGUAGUCCAGGCCUUCUUUGAAGUUGGGGUGGAGGUGGCUUCAGAUGGAUUCUCUCAUGAGGCUGAUCUCUCCUUCAUCCUGUGGAAAGUGGGGGACCCUCCCCAAUGCUUUCACUAGACACAUUCUCCUGUGCCCCUCGGAGAGGCAUGGGACAUGUAAGGGAGAUAAUAAUGGGCCAUAAAACACACCAAGCAGAAAAUUUCUUCUCCUUCUGUUUCA
Peromyscus leucopus (white-footed mouse) is the source of this 3358-nucleotide messenger RNA. RefSeq names its product glucagon like peptide 1 receptor (gene Glp1r). Gene Ontology annotation, biological process: adenylate cyclase-activating G protein-coupled receptor signaling pathway; cell surface receptor signaling pathway. The record is from RefSeq and is a predicted model, not a curated record. Bases 263 to 1654 code for a protein of 463 amino acids. The transcript has 13 exons. NCBI's taxonomy places the organism in Eukaryota, Metazoa, Chordata, Mammalia, Rodentia, Cricetidae. Gene Ontology annotation, molecular function: peptide hormone binding; glucagon receptor activity. Gene Ontology annotation, cellular component: plasma membrane.